AUGGUUCCUUCAAUAUCAACAGAGGCUGCCUCAGCCCUCCGAACUUACAUCGACAAUGCCACAACCGGCACUUCACCUACCAUCCCAGGCGCAGUCCUGCACAUCCUCGACGCCAAAGCCAAUACUCUCUUCUCCCACGGCUCCAGUAAUUCCACCACUCCGAACGCCCAAUCCAUCAGCAUAAUCCAAUCCCUCACCAAACUCGUCGGCGCAAUCGCAUUCCUUCAACUCGUCGAGCGCGGCGUAAGCUCCCUCGACGACCCAUCCAUCAUCCCAACCCACCUCCCUGAACUUGCCGCCAAAAAAGUCCUCACUGGCUUCACCACCGACGCCAGCGGAACCAAAUCAUGGCACUUGGAAGACAGAGUCGGCCACAUAACGCCCCGCAUGUUAAUGAACCACACCUACGGCGGCGGUCACACAUACAUGGACACUCUCCUCUUCGAAUACUUCCAAUCCCAGCCCUCCAUCGACUGGCCCACCACAAACGAAGCCGCCGACACGUACGGCACACUCCUCGCUUCUCCCUUAUUAUACCAGCCCGGCACGAAAACCACCUACGGCCAGGGCCUGGACUGGCUCGCCGUGCUCAUCGAACGCCUCACACACACACGUCUAGCCCACCAUCUGCAAACCACCAUCUUCACCCCGCUAGGACUGGGGAGUAUGGGCUUCGAGCCCGCCUUUGGCGGCACAUCUCUCUCCCACCCCUCCAACGAGGGAAAAUUCUGGCCGCGCGUGCUGCGCUCGGGCGAUGCGUACACAGCCCUCGACCCGCCCCAUCCCCAGACCACCAUCCACCCCGACGCGUUUCCCACGGGGACGUACCACACGGCUCGCCUGGGUACAGGCCUCGUCUCCAGCGCGCACGACUACGCGCGCCUGCUAACCAUCCUGCUCCCGGAGAACGCGGGCGUAGACCUAGACCCCGUGAGUGCGCAUCGCGUACUCUCCCCUUCCUCCAUCCGUGAAAUCUCCACUCCGCAACUCUCAGAGCUGCUGAGACACGAUUCUCGUAACGUCAUGGCGUCGGGGGGCGGAUAG
Parastagonospora nodorum SN15 is the source of this 1044-nucleotide messenger RNA. RefSeq lists its product as hypothetical. The coding region runs from base 1 to 1044 and encodes 347 amino acids. Lineage: Eukaryota; Fungi; Ascomycota; Dothideomycetes; Pleosporales; Phaeosphaeriaceae. The record is from RefSeq and is a predicted model, not a curated record. The transcript has 2 exons.